Lutzomyia longipalpis is the source of this 603-nucleotide messenger RNA. RefSeq lists its product as uncharacterized. The record is from RefSeq and is a predicted model, not a curated record. Bases 113 to 511 code for a protein of 132 amino acids. Gene Ontology annotation, biological process: regulation of synaptic transmission, cholinergic; positive regulation of voltage-gated potassium channel activity; sleep. NCBI's taxonomy places the organism in Eukaryota, Metazoa, Arthropoda, Insecta, Diptera, Psychodidae. The transcript has 3 exons.
AGUUCGUAUUCGGAUAUUCUCCAGGAAUUAUCAGAAGAAUAUUGUUUUAAUGAUUUUACUUAACUGAUUGUGAGAUUAUUUCGGAAAGUUUUCUAAAUUAAAAAAAAAAAAUAUGGCAAAAUUAAUAAUUUUAGUUGCUUUCUUUGCAUUUGGGGUGUCUCAAGUUUAUUCCCUGUAUUGUUUUACGUGUAACUCCACCUUAAGUGCUACCUGUGCUAAUCCUGAGGAUCAGUGGGAAGAUCUUGAUACCAUCGAUUGCGGAAGUGAAGGACUGUGCAGUAAAAUAACGUUGAGAUUCCAAGUUGGGGGUUUCAUUUACACAACAACGGAAAGAGGAUGCGUUCCUGCUGGCACGGAGUGUAGUCGUUAUCAUACUGCUGAGGGAGUUAAAUUAAUUAAUUGUGCAAUUUGCGACACAGAGUACUGCAAUAGGUCUGGAAAACUCACUGGAGGAAUCUUUGCUGUUCUUCCGCUGAUUAUUUCUUUCCUCAUCAUUAAGAUAAUGACUUAAAAACAUCCUUUGGCCAAAUGAUUCUGUUGAUAUUAUGUGAUAAAAUUUAUUCAAGCUUUUUUUUUUUAAUAUUAAAGAUUAAUUGUUUCUUC